Molecule: messenger RNA, 926 nt
Organism: Parasteatoda tepidariorum (common house spider)
Lineage: Eukaryota; Metazoa; Arthropoda; Arachnida; Araneae; Theridiidae
Source: RefSeq, a predicted model, not a curated record
CACUCGAUGCGUUUCGUGAAUUGGAAUCAGAUGCAGCUUGAUCAUAUACGAAGUAAGUUUUGCGAGCUUAGCUACUGUGAAGUAUUUUUAAAUUAUUGUUCAGAGAAUGAUUUUUUAAAAUCUUGUUUUGUUUCUCAACAGUUACUGAGAGAGUUAUAGCUGUUCAAAAAAUGGUUUAUCUUUCAAUUUUGCUGAUUUCGAGUCUACAAAUAAUAUUUACCACUACCCAAGAACCUCCAAUUUUGUAUCCCCUUUCAAUUCCAUCGGAUGCCGGAUUAGGUGAUAGUUUUGAUAUAGCAUGUAUCUUAAAACGAGGAAAUAUUCCCGCAAAUUUUGAAUGGAGUUUCAAUGGAAUUAAGCCAAUGAAGAGACUGGGUAUUCAAAUUAACACAUCUCAAAAACGAUCUAAUUAUAUCAUAGACAGUAUAUCAGCCUCAGAUGUUGGAAACUAUUCUUGUACUGUUUCUAAUGCAGAUGGAUCAGACUCAGUUAGUGCAACAUUACAUGUGGAAGGUAAAACUAAAACUAAACUGAAAGUGUGGGACACUUAUCAUCAUCUAAAUAUGUUUACUUUGAAAUUGAUGGCGCUUUUCCUUUUUCAAUCAUUUUUUUCAGCAUCGUCUUCUGAAGUUCCAGUUCUUCAUCCUUUAUUCAUUCCACCCAAUCUUGGCAUAGGAGAUGGCUUAGAUAUAACAUGCAGUUUGAAACGAGGGACUCUUCCUAUAACUUUCGAAUGGUUACUGAAAAAUAGAAAAAUAAAUAAUGUAUCUGGAAUAAGAAUAAAUACUUCCGAAAGAAGAUCAGUUUUGGUUAUACAAAAAAUUGAUGUGGAACAUAUCGGAAACUAUUCUUGUACAGCAACUAAUAUAAAUGGAUAUGACACAGUCUUAACACACCUUACUGUAGAAGGUAGAGUAUUUUCAUAG